Molecule: messenger RNA, 876 nt
Organism: Vicugna pacos (alpaca)
Lineage: Eukaryota; Metazoa; Chordata; Mammalia; Artiodactyla; Camelidae
Gene: CPXCR1
Product: CPX chromosome region candidate 1
Source: RefSeq, a predicted model, not a curated record
AUGACUUCUCCUACUAAAGAACAAAGUGAUCCAGCUGACAAUGCUCUCAAAAUUUUAGAAAAUGAGGCUCCAAACAACUGUAGUACAGAUAUAGAGCCUUCAUUUGCUGAUUCUAGUAUGAUCUCUCAUGUGGAAAGCCACCCAACGAACAGGGAGCUGGACACACCAAGCUGCCAGGAGCAUGCUGUUCCUCAAGCAGCAGAAAACAAUAAACUUGCAGUUGAGAAGCUCCAAAAAGAUUCUCAAAAAGAAGGUUUAAAAAGAGGGUUCCUUCUAAUUCAGAUUCCCAUUUCUACAAAGUGGAUCUUUCUCAUGUCAGGAUUAGGAAGAAUUACCUAUCUGGGUAUCCCACCAGUAAAAAUUGAUAAAAACAAUCCCUUAACUAAGAGAGCAAGAUUCAACUCAAGAAAAGUUGAGCUGAAAACAAGUGAUUUCUAUCAUAACGCCAUAAAUUACAAACUUUCUUUCCAAUUCUAAAUUUCAUGGAGAAUCUCAUUCAUCAACAACCAUGAGAUAAGAAGAGUGGCCCUCCAUCUGCUGUGUAGGAGACAUUUCUGUUGGGCUGCAGGUCAUCAAAAUACCACGUGGGUGAAGCCAAAAUAUAUAGCAUUUCUUCCUCAUCCAAAUGUCCUCACUCACAGGGAGAGAAGCACAAUAUUUGGAAGACCUUUGAAUUCGUAUUACUACUGUCCCCUCAUUGAGAGUCUGACAUCAAGAAAAUUUUCCAAAUCAACAGAUACUAAAGGAAAGGAUGGAUUCCACAUUUUAGUGAGGCCUGUGUUUUAUAUCCCACAGGCCCAAAUUCAAAACACAUUUCAUCGAAAAGCACUUGGGGUCUCACUACAACACGAGAGCUGUGAUUAUAAGCACCAAUAA